CACCCUGCUUAGAACCCCCCCAUCUGUGUUGGUCUCAGUAGUCCAGCCUCAGGUGUCAUCCGGUUGUAGAUCUCCUAUAAAAUCCUAGGAAAAUAAACAGCCAUGGCUUCAACCCCUGAGAUGGCAGAUUUUGGUGCUGCUGCCCCUUUCCUGCGGAUGUCGGAAAAGCAAAGGAUUGAAGCGCAGACCCGGCCUUUCGACAUGAAGAAGGACGUGUUUGUGCCAGACGACAAGCUGGAAUUUGUCAAGGCAAAGGUUACGUCCAGAGAGGGUGGCAAAGUCACCGCAGACACAGAGCUUGGCAAGACGGUAACUGUGAAGGAGGAGCAGAUCAUGCAGCAGAACCCGCCCAAGUUCGACAAGAUCGAGGACAUGGCCAUGUUGACCUUCCUGCACGAACCGGCUGUCCUCUACAACCUGAAGGAGCGUUAUGCGGCCUGGAUGAUCUACACCUAUUCUGGGCUCUUCUGCGUGACUGUAAACCCCUACAAGUGGUUGCCGGUCUACAACGCGGAAGUGGUGGGUGCCUACCGGGGGAAGAAGCGGAGUGAAGCCCCGCCCCACAUCUUCUCCAUCUCCGACAAUGCCUACCAGUACAUGCUGACAGACCGUGAGAACCAGUCUAUUCUGAUCACUGGAGAAUCCGGAGCAGGAAAGACGGUGAACACCAAGCGCGUCAUCCAGUACUUUGCUGUGAUUGCUGCCAUUGGCGAUCGCAGCAAGAAGGAACAAGCAGCAGCUACUGGCAAGGGGACACUGGAAGAUCAAAUCAUCCAGGCCAACCCUGCCCUAGAGGCCUUCGGUAAUGCCAAGACCCUGAGGAACGACAACUCGUCCCGAUUUGGUAAAUUCAUCCGGAUCCAUUUCGGGGCCACAGGGAAGCUGGCAUCAGCUGACAUAGAGACCUAUCUCCUUGAAAAGUCUCGAGUCAUCUUCCAGCUAAAAGCUGAGAGGAACUACCACAUCUACUACCAGAUCUUAUCCAACAAGAAGCCAGAACUCUUGGACAUGAUGCUGGUAACCAACAACCCGUAUGACUAUGCCUUCAUCUCUCAAGGAGAGACGACGGUGCCAUCUAUUGAUGAUGCAGAGGAGUUGCAAGCCACUGAUAAUGCCUUUGACGUCUUAGGCUUCACCCAGGAAGAGAAAAACUCCAUCUACAAGUUGACAGGAGCCAUCAUGCAUUUUGGAAACAUGAAAUUCAAGCAGAAACAGCGCGAGGAACAAGCAGAGCCUGAUGGCACUGAAGAAGCCGACAAGUCCGCUUACCUGAUGGGCCUGAACUCGGCAGACCUGCUCAAGGGGCUCUGCCACCCAAGGGUCAAAGUGGGGAACGAGUGGGUCACCAAAGGGCAAAAUGUUCAGCAGGUGUGCUACGCUACUGGAGCUCUGGCCAAGUCUGUGUAUGAGAAAAUGUUCAGCUGGAUGGUCACCAGGAUCAACGUCACACUGGAAACCAAGCUGCCACGGCAAUAUUUCAUUGGGGUGCUGGACAUUGCUGGUUUUGAGAUCUUCGAUUUCAACAGCUUUGAGCAGCUCUGCAUCAACUUCACCAACGAGAAGCUCCAGCAGUUCUUCAACCACCACAUGUUCGUGCUGGAGCAGGAAGAGUACAAGAAGGAGGGGAUCGAGUGGGUCUUCAUCGACUUCGGCAUGGACCUGCAGGCCUGCAUCGACCUCAUCGAGAAGCCAAUGGGCAUCAUGUCCAUCCUGGAAGAGGAGUGCAUGUUCCCGAAAGCCUCCGACAUGACCUUCAAGGCCAAGCUGUAUGACAACCACUUGGGCAAGUCGGCCAACUUCGGGAAGCCCCGGAACAUCAAGGGGAAGCCGGAGGCCCACUUCUCCCUCAUGCAUUAUGCCGGCACCGUCGACUACAACAUCAUCGGCUGGCUGCAGAAGAACAAGGACCCCCUCAAUGAGACGGUGGUGGGGCUCUACCAGAAAUCGGCCCUCAAGCUCUUGGCCAGCCUUUUUGCCAACUACGCUGGAGCAGAUGCGCCUAUUGAGACCGGCAAAGGAAAAGGGACUCAUAAGAAGAAGGGAUCGUCGUUCCAGACUGUAUCUGCUUUGCACAGGGAGAACCUCAACAAGCUGAUGACCAACCUGCGCUCCACCCACCCUCAUUUUGUGCGCUGCAUCAUCCCCAAUGAGACCAAGACUCCAGGUAUGAUGGACAACCCCUUAGUCAUGCAUCAGCUACGCUGUAAUGGGGUGCUGGAGGGGAUCCGUAUCUGCAGGAAGGGAUUCCCUAACCGGAUCCUCUACGGGGACUUCCGGCAAAGAUACCGCAUCCUGAACCCAUCCGCCAUCCCCGAAGGCCAGUUCAUUGACAGCAGGAAGGGGGCCGAGAAGCUGUUGGGCUCCCUCGAUAUCGACCACAGCCAGUACAAAUUUGGACAUACUAAGGUGUUUUUCAAGGCUGGUCUGCUGGGUCUGCUGGAAGAGAUGAGGGAUGAGCGCCUCUCUCGCAUCAUCACCCGCAUCCAGGCCCAGUCCCGUGGUGUCCUUGCCAGGAUAGAAUUCAGGAAAAUCAUGGAACGGAAGGAAUCGCUGCUGGUAAUCCAGUAUAACAUCCGUGCUUUCAUGGUGGUGAAGAACUGGCCUUGGAUGAGGCUCUACUUCAAGAUCAAGCCACUGCUGAAGAGCGCGGAGUCAGAGAAGGAGAUGUUGGCCAUGAAGGAGGAGUUUGGGAAGCUGAAGGAGGCUUUGGAGAAGUCAGAGGCACGCCGGAAGGAGCUAGAGGAGAAGAUGGUCUCUCUGCUCCAGGAGAAGAAUGACCUCCAGCUACAAGUGCAGGCAGAGCAAGAUAAUCUUGCCGAUGCGGAAGAGCGCUGCGACCAGCUGAUCAAGAACAAAAUCCAGCAGGAGGCCAAAGCGAAGGAGCUGACGGAGCGUCUGGAAGACGAGGAGGAGAUGAACGCCGAACUCACGGCCAAGAAGCGGAAGCUGGAGGACGAAUGUUCGGAGCUCAAGAAGGACAUUGACGACCUGGAGCUGACCCUGGCUAAAGUGGAGAAGGAGAAGCACGCAACGGAGAAUAAGGUUAAGAAUCUGACAGAGGAGAUGGCUGGCCUGGAUGAGAUCAUUGCCAAGCUAACCAAAGAGAAGAAGGCUCUUCAGGAAGCACACCAGCAAGCCUUGGAUGACCUACAAGCUGAGGAAGAUAAGGUCAACACCCUUACUAAAGCCAAGGUCAAGCUGGAGCAACAGGUGGACGAUCUGGAAGGCUCUCUGGAGCAGGAGAAGAAGAUCCGGAUGGACCUGGAACGAGCUAAGAGGAAGUUGGAAGGGGACUUGAAGCUGGCCCAGGAGAGCAUCAUGGAUUUGGAGAAUGACAAGCAACAGCUGGAAGAGAAGCUGAAGAAGAAGGACUUUGAGCUCAAUGCACUGAACGCUAGGAUUGAAGAUGAGCAAAACUUGUCCAUCCAGCUGCAGAAGAAGCUCAAAGAGUUACAGGCACGGAUAGAGGAGCUGGAAGAGGAGCUGGAGGCCGAGCGCACCGCCCGGGCCAAGGUGGAGAAGCAGCGCUCCGAACUUUCGCGGGAGCUGGAGGAGAUCAGCGAGCGGCUGGAGGAGGCGGGCGGGGCCACCUCCGUGCAGAUCGAGCUGAACAAGAAGCGGGAGGCCGAGUUCCAGAAGAUGCGGCGCGACCUGGAGGAGGCCACGCUGCAGCACGAGGCCACGGCGGCCACCCUGCGCAAGAAGCACGCCGACUCCACGGCGGAGCUGGGCGAGCAGAUCGACAACCUGCAGCGCGUGAAGCAGAAGCUGGAGAAGGAGAAGAGCGAGCUGAAGCUGGAGGUGGACGACAUGGCCUCCAACAUGGAGCAGCUGAUGAAAGCCAAGGCCAACCUGGAGAAAAUGUGCCGCACCUUUGAAGAUCAAAUGAAUGAGUAUCGGGCCAAGUCCGAAGAGACUCAGCGAAUGGUCCACGACCUCACCACGCAGCGAGCCAAGCUCCAGACAGAGAAUGGGGAAUUAUCCCGCCAGCUGGAUGAGAAGGAAGCUUUUAUUAACCAGCUCACACGAGGGAAGUUGACGUACACCCAACAACUGGAAGAUCUGAAGAGGCAACUGGAGGAGGAAGCUAAGGCCAAGAACGCUCUGGCACAUGCACUCCAGUCGGCCCGCCACGACUGUGACCUGCUGAGGGAACAGUAUGAGGAAGAGACGGAGGCCAAAGCGGAGCUUCAGCGCAACCUCUCCAAAGCCAACUCUGAGGUGGCGCAGUGGAGGACCAAGUACGAGACUGACGCCAUCCAGAGGACUGAGGAACUGGAGGAGGCCAAGAAGAAGUUGGCGCAGCGGCUGCAGGAUGCUGAGGAGGCGGUGGAGGCCGUGAACGCCAAGUGCUCCUCGCUGGAGAAGACCAAGCACCGCCUGCAGAAUGAGAUCGAGGACCUCAUGGUGGAUGUGGAGCGCUCCAACGCGGCCGCAGCUGCCCUGGACAAGAAGCAGAGGAACUUUGACAAGCUCCUGUCUGAGUGGAAACAGAAGUUUGAGGAAUCCCAGACAGAGCUGGAGGCGUCCCAAAAGGAGGCACGUUCACUCAGCACUGAGCUCUUCAAGCUGAAGAACGCCUACGAGGAGUCACUGGAGCAUCUGGAGACCUUCAAGAGGGAGAACAAGAACUUGCAAGAGGAGAUUUCCGACCUCACCGAGCAGCUUGGAGCCAGUGGCAAGAGCAUCCAUGAGCUUGAGAAAUUGCGGAAGCAGCUUGAUGCGGAGAAGUUGGAGUUGCAGGCCGCUCUGGAGGAGGCUGAGGCCUCUCUGGAGCACGAGGAAGGCAAGAUCCUCCGGGCUCAGCUGGAGUUCAACCAGAUCAAGGCCGAGAUUGAGCGCAAGCUGGCCGAGAAGGACGAGGAGAUGGAGCAAGCCAAGCGGAACCACCUGAGGAUGGUGGACUCGCUUCAGGCGUCCCUGGAUGCUGAGACCCGCAGCCGCAACGAGGCGCUGAGGGUCAAGAAGAAGAUGGAGGGUGACCUCAACGAGAUGGAGAUCCAGCUUAGCCAUGCCAACCGCAUAGCAGCUGAGGCUCAGAAGCAAGUCAAAACUUUACAGGGAUACCUCAAGGACACCCAGAUACAACUGGAUGAUGUUGUCCGAGCCAAUGAGGACCUGAAGGAGAACAUUGCCAUUGUAGAGCGGAGGAACAACUUGUUGCAGGCGGAGCUGGAGGAGUUGCGCGCUGUGGUGGAGCAGACCGAACGGGCCCGUAAGUUGGCGGAACAGGAACUGAUAGAAGCCAGCGAAAGAGUCCAGCUUCUCCACACACAAAACACCAGCCUCAUUAACCAGAAGAAGAAGAUGGAAUCUGACCUGGCCCAGCUGCAGACAGAGGUGGAGGAGGCCAUUCAGGAGUGCCGAAACGCUGAGGAGAAAGCGAAGAAAGCCAUCACUGAUGCGGCCAUGAUGGCGGAAGAGCUGAAGAAGGAGCAGGACACCAGCGCGCACCUGGAGAGGAUGAAGAAGAACAUGGAGCAGACCAUCAAGGACCUGCAGCUGCGGCUGGACGAGGCGGAGCAGCUGGCCUUGAAGGGCGGCAAGAAGCAGCUCCAGAAGCUGGAGGCCCGAGUGCGAGAGCUGGAGAACGAGCUGGAGGCGGAGCAGAAGCGCAACGCCGAGAAUGUCAAGGGCAUGCGCAAGUGCGAGCGGCGCAUCAAGGAGCUCACCUACCAGACUGAGGAGGAUCGAAAGAACCUUAUCCGCCUCCAAGACCUGGUGGAUAAACUCCAGCUGAAGGUGAAGGCUUACAAGAGGCAGGCUGAGGAAGCGGAGGAACAGGCCAACAGUAACCUGGCUAAGUUCCGGAAGGUUCAGCACGAGCUGGAUGAAGCCGAGGAGCGGGCAGACAUUGCCGAGUCUCAAGUCAACAAGUUAAGGGCCAAGAGCCGUGAUAUUGGGGUGAAGAAAGGUCUGAACGAGGAGUAACUCCUUCUGGAGAUCAAAUGCCCCGUCUUCACAUUACACACAUGCAGCCCACUCCACUCCUGAAAGGCAGUGGAGGGACCUUUCCCCACCUCCUGUGCUCUGUAUAUCAGCACCACUCCCAAAAUGUAGAAUAAAGGCGAUCAAACAGC
Rhineura floridana is the source of this 6080-nucleotide messenger RNA. Its product is annotated as myosin-7. Gene Ontology annotation, cellular component: myosin complex. Gene Ontology annotation, molecular function: ATP binding; cytoskeletal motor activity; actin filament binding. Bases 103 to 5931 code for a protein of 1942 amino acids. NCBI's taxonomy places the organism in Eukaryota, Metazoa, Chordata, Lepidosauria, Squamata, Rhineuridae. The record is from RefSeq and is a predicted model, not a curated record. The transcript has 40 exons.